This is a messenger RNA of Xyrichtys novacula (pearly razorfish), 4090 nucleotides long. Lineage: Eukaryota; Metazoa; Chordata; Actinopteri; Labriformes; Labridae. The record is from the annotation of a GenBank genome assembly.
AUGGCUUCAACUUUUCUCAGAGUCUCCCUCCUCUUCAUCUUCAUCUUCAUCUUCAUCGGCUUCAACAGCACAGGUACGAUCAACACACACCUGAGAGAUCUACACACACACCUGAGAGAUCUAUACACACACCUGAGAGAUCUACACACACACCUGAGAGAUCUACACACACACCUGAGAGAUCUACACACACACCUGAGAGAUCUACACACACACCUGAGAGAUCUACACACACACCUGAGAGAUCUACACACACACCUGAGAGAUCUAUACACACACCUGACUGAUCUUGUGUGUUUCUCAGAUGGAUCAAUGGAAGUUGCGUUGGACCGUUGUGUGUUUAACUCCACUGAUCCAGACGACAUCGAGUACAUCUACUCUCAUUACUACAACGGGCUGGAGUACACCAGGUUCAGCAGCAGUGUGGGGGAGUUUGUUGGAUACACUGAGUACGGGGUGAAGCAGGCAGAGCGCUGGAACAAGGAUCCUUUACAAAUAAACACCAGGAGAGCUCAGAAGUCCACAAUCUGUCAACACAACAUUGACAUUUGGUACCGAGCGAUGCUGACCAGAUACCGUGAGUUUGUGUUUCAGUGACGUCACUCAGCACCACUUCAUCACUGUAUUGAUUAAGUGAUUGAUUGAUAAACUGAUAAUAUUCCUAUUUCUACACGAACAUAUUUUAAAACUGACAGUCACAGCUGGGCUGAAGGAUGGUCUUUAAUUAUCAGCUCCUUAAUUAUUAUCUUCUUUCAUUAUUAUCUUCUAUAAUUAUAAUAUUUUAUUAUUAGCUCCUUUAAUUAUCAGCUUCCUUAAUUAUUAUCUUCUAUAAUUAUAAUCUUCUAAUUAUCAUCUUCCUUAAUUAUCAUCAUCUUCAAUUAAAUUCAUUUUUUAUCAUCUUUUUUAACUAUCACCACUUUUAAUUAUCAUCUUCUUUUAUUAUCAGUUUCUUUGAUUAUUAGUUUUUUUAAUCAUCAGCUUUUUAAAAUGUCUUCUUCUUUUAAAACCAUCUUCUAUUAUUAUCAUCCUCUUUAAUUAUCUGCUCUAAUUAUCAUCUUCGUUAAGUAUCUUUUUUAACUAUCAUCCUUAUAUAUCAUUCUCUUUCAUCAUUAUCUUCAACUUCUUUAACGAUAAUCUUUUAUCAUUUUCUUUAAUUAUUUUCUUUGAUUAUAAUCUUUAAUUAUUUUUUUCAAUUAUGAUCUUUAAUUAUUUGUUCCUUUUAUUAUCAAUCAAUUAUCUUCUUUAAUUAUCUUCUCCGAUUAUCAUCCUCUUAAAUUAUCAUCAUUAUCAUCACCUUUUUAAUGAUCAUCUUCUUUAAUCCUCACCUUUAAUGAUCUUCGUUAAUUAUCAUCAUCUUUGAUUAUCAUCUUCUAAUUAUCCACUUAUAUUAUCAUUUUUAAUUAUCACUACCUUUUAAAUUAUCGUCUUCUUUAAUUAUCAUCCUCUUUCAUCAUCAUCUUUUAUUAUCCUCUUUAAUUAUCUUCUUUAAUUAUCAUCAUCUUUAAUGAUCGUCUCUAAUCGCUCAUCUCCUUUAGUCCUGCCUCUGACUCCUCUCUGAUUGGAUGAGUUUUUCUUGAUAUCUGACUCAGACUAACUCUUCGGUGUCUUUUCUUCGUUCCUCACAGGUGUCCGUGUUGACCCCUCAGUAAAGUCAGUGUUUCAGAUCUGUGGGGUUUCUCAGCUACAUGAUCAUGUUCUGCUCCUGUAGUUCUUGUUUAUCCUGACUGUGUAUGCUGCAGCUGAGCCCCACGCCAGGCUGCACUCUGAGGCGCCCUCUGGUGGUGGACAUCCUGCCGUGCUGGUCUGCAUCGUCUACGACUUCUACCCCAAACAUAUCAAAGUGACCUGGAAAAGAGACGGGAAGGAGGUGACCUCUGGGGUCACUUCCACUGAUGAGAUGGCAGACGGAGACUGGUACUACCAGAUCCACUCCCACCUGGAGUACACACCCAAGUGAGUCCACAUCCAGGUUUGGGAGAUGUGAGUCUGACCCCAUAGACCAGGUCUCUUGAGUAUCACAGAACCUCUGAUGUGGUUUUUUUGUUGGAGCAGGUCUGGAGAGAAGAUCAGCUGUGUGGUGGAGCACAUCAGCCUGAAGGAGCCGCUGGUCGUGGAAUGGGGUAAAGACCUGUCCAUCCUACACCUGUUCAUCUGUUCAUCUGUUCAUCUGUUCACCUGCUCAUCUGUUCACCUGUUCAUCUGUUCACCUGUUCAUCUGUUCACCUGUUCAUCUGUUCAUCUGUUCAUCUGUUCACCUGUUCAUCUGUUCAUCUGUUCACCUGUUCAUCUGUUCACCUGUUCAUGUGUUCACUUGUUCAUCUGUUCACCUGUUCAUCUGUUCACCUGUUCAUCUGUUCAUGUGUUCACCUGUUCAUCUGUUCAUCUGUUCAUCUGUUCAUCUGUUCACUUGUUCAUCUGUUCACCUGUUCAUCUGUUCAUCUGUUCAUCUGUUCAUCUGUUCAUCUGUUCACCUGUUCAUCUGUUCAUCUGUUCACCUGUUCAUCUGUUCACCUGUUCAUGUGUUCACUUGUUCAUCUGUUCACCUGUUCAUCUGUUCACCUGUUCAUCUGUUCAUGUGUUCACCUGUUCAUCUGUUCAUCUGUUCAUCUGUUCACCUGUUCAUCUGUUCACUUGUUCAUCUGUUCACCUGUUCAUCUGUUCAUCUGUUCAUCUGUUCACCUGUUCACCCUUUCACCUGUUCAUCUGUUCAUCUGUUCACCUGUUCACCUGUUCAUCUGUUCAUCUGUUCAUGUGUUCACCUGUUCAACUGUUGACCUGUUCAUCUGUUCAUCUGUUCACCUGUUCAUCUGUUCAUCUGUUCAUCUGUUCAUGUGUUCACCUGUUCACCUGUUCAUCUGUUCAUCUCUUCACCUGUUCACCUGUUCAUCUGUUCAUCUGUUCAUGUGUUCACCUGUUCAACUGUUGACCUGUUCAUCUGUUCAUCUGUUCACCUGUUCAUCUGUUCAUCUGUUCAUCUGUUCAUCUGUUCAUCUGUUCACCUGUUCAUCUGUUCACUUGUUCAUCUGUUCACCUGUUCAUCUGUUCAUCUGUUCACCUGUUCACCUGUUCACCUGUUCACCCGUUCACCUGUUCACCUGUUCACCUGUUCACCUGUUCACCUGUUCACCCUUUCACCUGUUCACCUGUUCAUCUGUUCAUCUGUUUACCUGUUCAUCUGUUCAUGUGUUCACCUGUUCACCUGUUCACCCUUUCACCUGUUCACCUGUUCAUCUGUUCACCUGUUCACUUGUUCAUCUGUUCAUGUGUUCACCUGUUCACCUGUUCACCUGUUCAUCUGUUCACCUGUUCAUCUGUUCACCUGCUCACCUGUUCAUCUGUUCACCUGUUCACUUGUUCAUCUGUUCAUGUGUUCACCUGUUCACCUGUUCAUCUGUUCAUCUGUUCAUCUCUUCACUUGUUCACCUUCCUCUCACCUGUCUGUCCUCAGACCCGUCCAUGCCUGAGUCUGAGAAGAACAAGAUCGCCAUCGGGGCCUCAGGACUGAUCCUGGGUCUGAUCUUAUCUCUGGCUGGAUUCAUCUACUUCAAGAGCAAGUCCAGAAGUAAGACCACUACACCAUAGUCUUAGACCAGUUAGACCAGUACACCAUAGUCUAAGACCAGUUCAGACCAGUACACCAUAGUCUAAGACCAGUACAGACCAGUACACCAUAGUCUAAGACCAGUACACCAUAUUCUAAGACCAGUACACCAUAGUCUGAGACCAGUUCAGACCAGUACACCAUAGUCUGAGACCAGUUCAGACCAGUACACCAUAGUCUGAGACCAGUUCAGACCAGUACACCAUAGUCUUAGACCAGUACACCAUAGUCUAAGACCAGUACAGACCAGUACACCAUAGUCUAAGACCAGUACACCAUAGUCUAAGACCAGUACAGACCAGUACACCAUAGUCUUAGACCAGUACACCAUAGUCUAAGACCAGUACACCAUAGUCUUAGACCAGCACACCAUAGUCUUACUGAACUGGUUUAGACCAGUUUAACAGCUGUGGGGUCCGUGUCUCUCUAUGAUCUUCUUCUUCAUUUUCUCCAUUUGUAGGAAGGACUUUGGUUCCCCAGACUGACUGA